UCUAAGAUCCCAGCAUUCCCUUUCUGCCGUCACCAAGAUGGCGGCGCCCGUGCUGCGUUGUUUUUCCCGGGGCAGGUGGUUCGGUACGCCUGGCUGGUUAGCAAUCUUACCCCUGGGGCUACGUAAGGCCCAUUCGGGCGGUCAGGGAUUGUUGGCAAUGCAGAAGAAACGGGGCCUGUUCAAGGAGUUCUUUCCGGACAGAGGUACGGAGAUAGAGCUCCCAGAACUCUUCGACCGUGGCACAGCGGGCAACUCCCUCCAGACUAUCUACUGCGGCUUCGACCCCACGGCCGAUUCGCUUCAUGUGGGGCAUCUGCUGGCGUUGCUGGGCCUAUUUCAUUUCCAGCGAGCGGGCCACAAUGUGAUCGCGGUGGUCGGAGGCGCCACAGCGCGCCUGGGGGACCCGAGCGGCCGCACUAAGGAACGCGAGGCGAUGGACGCCGAACGUGUGCAAACCAACGCACUCGCCCUGCGCCGAGGGCUGGAAUCACUUGCGGCUAAUCAUCAUCAGUUCUUCGCUGAUGGGCGGACAUGGGGCAGCUUCACAGUGUUGGAUAACUCGGCUUGGUACCAGAUGCAGCCGUUGGUGGACUUCCUAGCGACAGUGGGCGGCCACUUCCGCAUGGGCACGCUGCUUAGCCGGCAGAGCGUCCAGACCCGGCUUAAAAGCCCUGAGGGCAUGAGCUUGGCCGAAUUCUUAUACCAGGUGCUUCAGGCCUAUGACUUUUACUACCUGUUUCAGCAUUAUGGAUGCCGGGUCCAGCUGGGAGGAUCCGAUCAGCUGGGCAAUAUCGUGUCCGGAUAUGAGUUCAUCCACAAGUUGACUGGAGAAGACGUGUUUGGAAUCACUGUUCCUCUAAUUACAAGCACAACUGGAGCAAAGUUGGGAAAGUCAGCUGGCAAUGCUGUUUGGCUUAACAGAGAUAAGACAUCUCCAUUUGAAUUGUAUCAGUUCUUUGUCAGGCAGCAAGAUGAUUCUGUAGAAAGGUACCUGAAGCUCUUCACUUUUCUGCCCCUUUCAGAGAUUAACCACAUAAUGCAGCUGCAUGUCAAAGAGCCAGAAAAGCGGGGUCCUCAGAAGCGGCUUGCCGCAGAAGUAACAAAGCUUGUUCAUGGGAGAGAAGGGCUAGAAUCUGCUAAAAGGUGUACACAAGCCCUUUAUCAUAAUAGCAUAGAUGCACUGGAGGUCAUGUCUGAUGAAGAGUUAAAAGAGUUGUUCAAAGAAGCUUCAUUUUCUGAAUUAGUUCUUGACCCUGGAACAAGUGUGCUAGAUACUUGCCGCAAAGCAAAUGCAAUUCCAGAUGGUCCCCGAGGAAUGUGCGGAAAUUUUAAGUGCCAAUAAAAACAGGAUGACUCAUUAAAGCACAAGGAAAACAGAACAGCCAUUCAACUGAAUUUCUUCAAAAUAAUCUCAAAUACUGUUGAGGUAUGUGUGAUCGCUCUGAAAAUUUUUAUGAACUCUGUCUCCAAACAUAAUUUAUAUAUUUCUCAAGUUGGUUUAUAUUACUAACGGUCAACCAAAAUACCAUAGGGUAAAAGAAAGUUUUUAAUUAAAAAAAAACUACACUCAACUAUUCUGAGGCUGUCAAGUUAAGCUGCCUAGAAUGUGUACUGUGACAUAAACAACAAAUUCCCUCAUUACGUCAGUUUUUAGUAUUCUGAAUUGAAACACUGGACAAAAUUUGUCUACUACGUUAGUUAAGGUGAGCUACAUCUAAAUAUAUAAUAUAAAUAUUAUAACGUAUAAUACCAUACAUUGAUUUAAAAAUGAGUAUUUUAAGUGCAUGUUAACUAUACAUGAAUGACAUAACAAAUGAAAUCUUAAGGAAAGUGAACACAUUCAGUAUGAUGUCAUAAGUGAAAUAAAACUUCUACAACCAUUUAGAUGCUCCCCUUAAGCUCUGAGGACAGUGGGCUGAGAGAUGAUAAGACAUAGAUAAAGCUUAUUUGAGGUUCAGUACCUUAAAUCUGGACAAAACAUAAAAGAGCUAAAUGGUAGAAAAACUAGAAAUAAUGAUGGGUCCGAAUAUUUUACAUAAUAUUCUCUUCUAAAAAAGGUUAUCAAGAACUGACAAUGAUAGUCACAAACUCUCACAAUCCCCGUUUGCUUUGAAUUUGCUUAAGCUGUUGAAGCACAUGUUAAGCAAUAUAUUUAGGGUGACAAGUGCAAACUAAAUAGAAGCCUAAGAAAAAAGCAUUAAAGGAUUAUCUGUUAGUACUGGACAGAUCUCAGAACCUUUGAAAAGGAAAAGUCCAAAAGUACAGUUUCCAUCUCUGAAAUCUUAAUUACCUACCAAAAUAUUAAAUUCAAGACUAUUCUGGGAGGUGAUAGAAAACAGUGGAAAAGCCUGUUAUUGUUAUUAAUAAACAAUGUUAAAACUAGAGUUAAUGCCAUCUUAGAGAAGUUAGACUAAAGGAACAUUAAGAAUGUAAGACAGACGAGAUAUAGAUGCCACUGUACAAACAGGUUCUUCAAUGGUUUUGAAGACAGUGUUUCAGUGAGAAUCAGAGGUACCAACAUUUCCACUCUGAAGAAAGAGACUCACAUUUUUAGUUUCUCUUCUGCUGUCCUGAAUUAACUGUUAAAAGAUACGUUAAAACAUGCAAUUUAACAAGCAAAAUUUAAAUAUUAUUGCCUUGAUUCAAAAGGUGUAGGAUAAUUUCCUCUUUAAAUUAACUUUUUCUGUGUGCAUCUUCCAUAUUGCAAGCAAAAGCAUGUCAAUAAUAGUUUAUUUUAUGAAAUGACUGUUAUAUAAUUUUAAAUUUUCCAUUAAGCUGAAGUUUUUAAGAAUGUGUAUUAGGUAUCUGACCUUAGCAUAAUAUCACACAUUAAUACCCUGCUAUUCUAUAUACUGUUUCCAGACAAUUAUGUUGCACCAAACAGCUAGUCAUGCAGGCUUAGAUGAAGAAUCAGAACAGACCUUGCCA
Messenger RNA from Loxodonta africana (African savanna elephant), 2928 nucleotides. It is a transcript of the gene YARS2, whose product is annotated as tyrosyl-tRNA synthetase 2. Bases 38 to 1342 code for a protein of 434 amino acids. Gene Ontology annotation, biological process: tyrosyl-tRNA aminoacylation. Gene Ontology annotation, molecular function: ATP binding; tyrosine-tRNA ligase activity; RNA binding. Gene Ontology annotation, cellular component: mitochondrion; cytosol. The transcript has 5 exons. The record is from RefSeq and is a predicted model, not a curated record. Lineage: Eukaryota; Metazoa; Chordata; Mammalia; Proboscidea; Elephantidae.